Necator americanus (New World hookworm) is the source of this 435-nucleotide messenger RNA. RefSeq lists its product as uncharacterized. The record is from RefSeq and is a predicted model, not a curated record. Lineage: Eukaryota; Metazoa; Nematoda; Chromadorea; Rhabditida; Ancylostomatidae. The transcript has a single exon. The coding region runs from base 1 to 435 and encodes 144 amino acids.
AUGGAAAUCAUUACAGAAAGGUUCUACUCGGAAUUUUCCCGUUUAUCAACUCCCGUGUCAAGCCCGAUCAUCCCCACUGGUGAAGUUCCACCACGAAUUCUGCCUUCAGAAGUACGAGUCGCUAUCAAGAGCAUGGAACCUGCCACAGCCCCCGGACCUGAUUUUAUAUCAGCGGACUUUCUUUGGGCUGCUGGCCAUCCACUUCAUGUAAUAUUAGCAGCGCACAUGACAUCCUGCUGCUUGGACCACAUCCAGACCGUAUCGAGGGUCAUAGAGGUUUACCGGGAAUACCGCCUGCCCCUUGUUCUAACCUUCGUCGACUAUGAGAAAGCCUUCGACAGCGUAGAAACGAAUGCAGUACUGUCAGUGCUGGUCGAUGAAGGUAUGGACGCGCCGUAUGUGAGGACAUUAGCCAACUGCUACGUCGAUGCAUGA